Molecule: messenger RNA, 1897 nt
Organism: Fulmarus glacialis (Northern fulmar)
Lineage: Eukaryota; Metazoa; Chordata; Aves; Procellariiformes; Procellariidae
Product: fibronectin type-III domain-containing protein 3a
Exons: 11
Molecular function (GO): protein binding
Source: RefSeq, a predicted model, not a curated record
CUACAAAACCAUUUCAUUUACCUCGCCUAGUAGGAAUAUUGCUGUUUUUUAUAGAUCCACCAAAAGACAAUGGAGGAGCAGCAAUAAAUACAUAUGUUGUGGAAAUGUCUGAAGGUUUAAAUGGAAACAAAUGGGACACAAUAUACAGUGGAGCUGCUAGGGAACAUGUGUGUGACCGACUAAAUCCUGGCUGUUCCUAUCGCUUACGUGUAUAUUGCAUUGGGGAAGGAGGACAAAGCAUGGCAUCUGAUUCUUUACUGGUGCAGACACCAGCAGUGGUUCCUGGUCCAUGCCAACCUCCAAGGCUACAGGGUAGACCAAGAGCAAGAGAAAUUCAGCUGCGCUGGGGACCACCUCAGGUAGACGGUGGUUCACCCAUUACCUGUUAUGGUCUGGAAAUGUUUCAGACAGAAACCGAUGAACACAGAGAGGUUUACCAAGGCUCUGAUGUUGAAUGCACAGUAGGCAGCCUUCUUCCAGGGAGGAUGUACAACUUCAGACUGCGAGCAGCUAACAAGGCUGGGUUUGGACCUUACUCGGAAAAAUGUGAAAUAACUACAGCACCUGGACCACCAGAUCAGUGCAAGCCCCCUCAAGUGGCAUGCAGAUCUGCUGCAUGUGCUCAGGUGUCAUGGGAGGUUCCAGUGAGUAACGGAGCUGACAUCACGGAGUAUCGACUGGAGUGGGGCGGUGUGGAAGGAUGCAUGCAGAUCUCCUAUUGUGGGCCUGGGCUCAACUGUGAAAUGAAGGGGCUUUUGCCUGCCACUAUAUAUUAUUGCAGGGUUCAGGCAGUGAAUGUUGCAGGUGCAGGCCCUUUCAGUGAAGUAGUGGCAUGUAUGACUCCAGCCUCUGUACCUGCAGUUGUGACUUGUCUUCGGGGACUAAGUGAAGAUGAAGUUGAAAGUCCACACUAUUCUCCUUCCACAUGCCUUGCUAUAAGCUGGGAAAAACCUUGUGACCAUGGAUCUGAAAUCCUUGGCUACAGCAUAGACUUUGGAGAUAAGCAGCCAAUAACUGUUGGGAAGGUUCUGACCUAUUUUAUAGACGGCUUACAGCCAGAUACUACCUACAGAGUACGAAUUCAAGCCCUAAACAGUCUCGGCGCGGGUCCUUUCAGCCACACCAUAAAACUGAAAACAAAGCCUCUCCCCCCUGAUCCACCUCGCCUGGAAUGUGCUGCAUACAGUUCUCAGACUCUCAAGCUGAAGUGGGGAGAGGGAACUGCAAAAGCAUUAACUGACUCCAUUCAGUACCACCUUCAAAUGGAGGAUAAGAACGGAAGGUUUGUAUCCUUAUACAGAGGACCAUGUCAUACAUACAAAGUACAAAGACUCAGUGAGUCAACAUCAUACAAAUUUUGUAUUCAGGCAUGUAAUGAAGCUGGUGAAGGUCCCCUUUCUCAGGAGUAUGUUUUCACUACUCCCAAAUCUGUUCCAGCUGCCUUGAAAGCACCAAGGAUAGAGAGAAUAAACGAUCACUCUUGUGAAAUCGCAUGGGAGGUUCUGCAGCCCAUGAAGGGUGAUCCAGUUAUCUACUGUCUUCAGGUCAUGGUGGGAAAAGACUCAGAAUUCAAACAGAUUUAUAAGGGUCCGGACUGGUCAUUCCGAUACACAGGCCUCCAGCUGAACUGUGAAUACCGUUUCCGCGCAUGUGCCAUUCGACAGUGCCAAGAGACAGUAGGUCACCAGGACCUGAUAGGCCCCUACAGCGCACCCGUGCUAUUCAUCUCUCAGAGGACUGAACCACCGGCAAGCGCCAAGGACACUGUGCAAACCACAAGGACACAAUGGUCACAGAGCGACCAAGUGUGUGCUGCUGUCAUCCUUGCACUUUUUGCUAUCUUUUCCAUUCUGAUUGCUGUUAUCAUUCAGUACUUCGUAAUAAAGUGAAGAAAAGA